Molecule: messenger RNA, 4519 nt
Organism: Homo sapiens (human)
Lineage: Eukaryota; Metazoa; Chordata; Mammalia; Primates; Hominidae
Gene: C8orf44-SGK3
Product: C8orf44-SGK3 readthrough
Exons: 19
Coding region: 588-2078 (496 amino acids)
Cellular component (GO): early endosome; cytoplasm; recycling endosome
Molecular function (GO): sodium channel regulator activity; protein serine kinase activity; phosphatidylinositol binding
Source: RefSeq, marked validated
AGGGAAGCUUGGUUAAAAACAGUUAUGGCAGUGGGAGUCGAAGCGAGGGUCUGAAGUUCACGACUACUAGAAGGGGAGGGGAGUGGAAAGGCUCUCAGUGAAAAAGGUAUUAGAAUUAUUUCUGAAUUAUCAGUCUCUCAUUUGUGCUUUGGAGAAGCAGAAAAGGCAAAAGGGGUCUUUGGCCAUCUUCUGCUGGAGCUUCCAGGGAGGAUGUGUCUCCAAGAGACCAGAUGUACCGAGUUUGAAAUCCCAGAAGCCCAAGAGGAAAAGAAUCACAGGGAGGAAAAGACUGUCCAAAGGCUUCUGGAGUCUUCUGUUCUCUAACCUUGGAAGGUUUUGAACAAUAUUUCUCAGAGGAUAGCCUUUCACUUAUUCAUCUGUCCAGCAUGACUCAUCCCCGGGAGUGUUGAAUGUCUCCUGUCUUCCUCCAGCAUUCACAAACCAGGAACGGCUAGCUUUUUGACCUGUUGCAUGAUGGAAUUUGAACAUUACUUCAAGAGGUUUUGUAUUUUGGAUUAGUUAAUUGGGUUUGUCCUCUGCUGACUGUUUCUUCGGAUGCAUUUUUUGGUGUGCUCUUGAGGGAUUAAAUGCAAAGAGAUCACACCAUGGACUACAAGGAAAGCUGCCCAAGUGUAAGCAUUCCCAGCUCCGAUGAACACAGAGAGAAAAAGAAGAGGUUUACUGUUUAUAAAGUUCUGGUUUCAGUGGGAAGAAGUGAAUGGUUUGUCUUCAGGAGAUAUGCAGAGUUUGAUAAACUUUAUAACACUUUAAAAAAACAGUUUCCUGCUAUGGCCCUGAAGAUUCCUGCCAAGAGAAUAUUUGGUGAUAAUUUUGAUCCAGAUUUUAUUAAACAAAGACGAGCAGGACUAAACGAAUUCAUUCAGAACCUAGUUAGGUAUCCAGAACUUUAUAACCAUCCAGAUGUCAGAGCAUUCCUUCAAAUGGACAGUCCAAAACACCAGUCAGAUCCAUCUGAAGAUGAGGAUGAAAGAAGUUCUCAGAAGCUACACUCUACCUCACAGAACAUCAACCUGGGACCGUCUGGAAAUCCUCAUGCCAAACCAACUGACUUUGAUUUCUUAAAAGUUAUUGGAAAAGGCAGCUUUGGCAAGGUUCUUCUUGCAAAACGGAAACUGGAUGGAAAAUUUUAUGCUGUCAAAGUGUUACAGAAAAAAAUAGUUCUCAACAGAAAAGAGCAAAAACAUAUUAUGGCUGAACGUAAUGUGCUCUUGAAAAAUGUGAAACAUCCGUUUUUGGUUGGAUUGCAUUAUUCCUUCCAAACAACUGAAAAGCUUUAUUUUGUUCUGGAUUUUGUUAAUGGAGGGGAGCUUUUUUUCCACUUACAAAGAGAACGGUCCUUUCCUGAGCACAGAGCUAGGUUUUACGCUGCUGAAAUUGCUAGUGCAUUGGGUUACUUACAUUCCAUCAAAAUAGUAUACAGAGACUUGAAACCAGAAAAUAUUCUUUUGGAUUCAGUAGGACAUGUUGUCUUAACAGAUUUUGGGCUUUGUAAAGAAGGAAUUGCUAUUUCUGACACCACUACCACAUUUUGUGGGACACCAGAGUAUCUUGCACCUGAAGUAAUUAGAAAACAGCCCUAUGACAAUACUGUAGAUUGGUGGUGCCUUGGGGCUGUUCUGUAUGAAAUGCUGUAUGGAUUGCCUCCUUUUUAUUGCCGAGAUGUUGCUGAAAUGUAUGACAAUAUCCUUCACAAACCCCUAAGUUUGAGGCCAGGAGUGAGUCUUACAGCCUGGUCCAUUCUGGAAGAACUCCUAGAAAAAGACAGGCAAAAUCGACUUGGUGCCAAGGAAGACUUUCUUGAAAUUCAGAAUCAUCCUUUUUUUGAAUCACUCAGCUGGGCUGACCUUGUACAAAAGAAGAUUCCACCACCAUUUAAUCCUAAUGUGGCUGGACCAGAUGAUAUCAGAAACUUUGACACAGCAUUUACAGAAGAAACAGUUCCAUAUUCUGUGUGUGUAUCUUCUGACUAUUCUAUAGUGAAUGCCAGUGUAUUGGAGGCAGAUGAUGCAUUCGUUGGUUUCUCUUAUGCACCUCCUUCAGAAGACUUAUUUUUGUGAGCAGUUUGCCAUUCAGAAACCAUUGAGCAAAAUAAGUCUAUAGAUGGGACUGAAACUUCUAUUUGUGUGAAUAUAUUCAAAUAUGUAUAACUAGUGCCUCAUUUUUAUAUGUAAUGAUGAAAACUAUGAAAAAAUGUAUUUUCUUCUAUGUGCAAGAAAAAUAGGGCAUUUCAAAGAGCUGUUUUGAUUAAAAUUUAUAUUCUUGUUUAAUAAGCUUAUUUUUAAACAAUUUAAAAGCUAUUAUUCUUAGCAUUAACCUAUUUUUAAAGAAACCUUUUUUGCUAUUGACUGUUUUUUCCCUCUAAGUUUACACUAACAUCUACCCAAGAUAGACUGUUUUUUAACAGUCAAUUUCAGUUCAGCUAACAUAUAUUAAUACCUUUGUAACUCUUUGCUAUGGCUUUUGUUAUCACACCAAAACUAUGCAAUUGGUACAUGGUUGUUUAAGAAGAAACCGUAUUUUUCCAUGAUAAAUCACUGUUUGAAAUAUUUGGUUCAUGGUAUGAUCGAAAUGUAAAAGCAUAAUUAACACAUUGGCUGCUAGUUAACAAUUGGAAUAACUUUAUUCUGCAGAUCAUUUAAGAAGUAACAGGCCGGGCGCGGUGGCUCACGCCUGUAAUCCCAGCACUUUGGGAGGCUGAGGCGGGCAGAUCACCUGAGGUCAGGAGUUGGAGACCAGCCUGACCAACAUGGACAAACCCCGUCUCUACUAAAAAUACAAAAUUGGCAGGGUGUGGUGGCACAUGCCUAUAAUCCCAGCUACUUGGGAGGCUAAGGCAGGAGAAUCGCUUGAACCCGGGAGGCGGAGGUUGCAGUGAGCCGAGAUCGCACCAUUGCACUCCUGCCUGGGCAACAAGAGUGAAACUCCAUCUCCAAAAAAAAAAAGAAAAAGUAACAAAAGGAAAUUAUUUGUUUUUGAAAUACCAGUUCAACUUUGUGGAUUAUUUUUCCUCUGAAGGAAAAGAAAAGGCUUAAUGGUUAGGAUUUUUAAGUAUUCCCAAAGAUCUGAAGGGUAAUAAAAUGUACUGGAUUUUUUAAGGUGGUACCAAAAAUGAAUGUCUGUCAUAUAUUUAUAUUACAAAUACAUUAUAUUUAUGUUCUAUUCAUCUUUUGAAUGUUUAGUAUGCUAUUAAGUCAUUCUGAAUCUUUGUAUUUGCUUUUGCAAAUAGGUAUUUCAAAGCUCUUUUCCUAACUGGUUAAGUAAAAUAAAAAAUUGAGCUUUCUAGAAUAUUUGCCUAAUUGGGAAUUAAAAAGUAAAAUAAUAGGCCAGGCAUGGUGGCUCAUGCCUAUAAGCACCCUGGGAGGCCGAGGCAGGCAGAUUAUUUGAGCUCAGGAGUUUGAGACCAUCCUGGGCAACAUGGCGAAACCCUAUCUCUACAAAAAAUACAAAAAUUAGCCAGACAUGGUGGCACAUGCCUUUAGUCCCAGCUACUCUGGAGGCUGAAGUUGGAGGAUGGCUUGAGCCCACGAGAUGGAAGUUGCAGUGAACUGAAAUUGUGCCACUGCACUUUUCAGCCUGGGUGCCACAGCGAGACCCUAGUUAAGAGAAAAAAAAAGUAAAAACAAAUUGUGGGUCAAAGUAAAUGUAUACAGUUUUAUUACAAUGUAACAAAAGUUGAAAAUCAGGCAGAUGUGUAUUCAGUAUCCAAUUCAAUAUAUCUUAGAAAAAGCACAGGAAACAGACCUUAAAAUUGUAACCUACCAACUAACUUACAUGCUUAUAAAAGUAAAGGAGAAUAACUGGCCGGGCACGGUGGCUCAUGCCUAUAAAAUUCCAGCACUUUGGGAGGCCAAGGCAGGAGGAUCACUUGAGCCUAUGAGUUCAAGACCAGCCUAGGCAAUGUAGUGACACCUCAUUUCUAUUUAUUUUAAAAAAAAGAGAGAGUAACUACAGAAGAACUUUAAAAAAUAAAAAAUAAGCUUACCUUGGAUUCUUGGCUUAGAGUAGAGGUUUUUUUUAAGUUAUGGAGGAAACAUUUUUGUAAAAGUUUAAUGACCCACUUUAGAUGCUCCAAGAACAAGCAUCCCUUCCAUGUAUGUCUUGAGAAAGAAAUCACAGAAGCAUUUCUCACCAAUACUCUUUGGCUUAAAAUGUUCAGCAGAAUUGGGCAGUGGGGGUGACUUUUCUUAUAUUAAUAAUAUUUACAUCCAAUACACUGAAUCUUCCUUUAGAGGUAAGACUUUAAUAUCUAUACUGUAAAUAUUUGGUUUAUUUGGCACUACUGUAAGUUUUGUUUUUCACAAAGCUCUUAUUAUGAAGCAAAAUAAAAAUUCUAGUUUCUUGUAUGAUUUUUUGUACUCAUUCAUUCCUGUUAAGCUGCCAAAAAUUAAAGUGCAAUAUUGUAUAUUUUUAAGAACAAAUUUAAAAUAGAAUUUUGAUGUUUCUCAGAUCACAAGAAAUACAAAUCUAUAUAGUAUAAUAAAAUCAGCAAAAAGAUCAA